AUGAAGCUCCGAUUUCUCGUGCUGCCAUGUCUCAUGAGCACUUCCCUAGCCUUAUGGCCCAUCCCAAAGUCAUAUAAGCAUGGCGACACCGUGCUCUGGAUAUCCAAGAACGUAACAUUUUGCUGGUACGAAGCUGGCGCUGAAAAUGUAGACUACCACCCCGAGCAAGCACCUUUCCUCUUUGCAUCCACUUCUAACACAGGCACUGUGCCACAGAACCAGACUGGAGAUCAUCUCAGCCUCCGCGGACGUUACACGGCGCCGUUCGAGAGCCACAAAAACGCGAGAGACACGACGGGGGUCUCGGGCGACGACAUAAUCGACUACGCCAUUAGAUCGACGUGGGAUACUGUCUUCAAGGAGGGCUUCUACCCAUGGAAACUCCACACUCGGAACUGGGCGGAGCCAUCUCAGGGCAGGAGAGCAAAAUACGUGGAUCAUGUCGACAUCUGUCUGCUUGCACCGGAUUCGACGAACGUUGCAAAAUCUUUGGCAGGAGAUGUGGAUGAAUCAUACACACUCAAAUUGACAGAGGACGGCGUAGCAACAGUCGCGGCGAACAGCAGCGUCGGCAUUGCCCGAGGUUUGACAACCUUUACACAAUUGUUCUUCCAGACCUCAAACAACGAGCAGUUCUACACCCCUGAAGCACCCGUUACGAUCGAAGAUGCACCAAAUUUCUCACACCGAGGCAUCAACCUCGACGUCUCGCGAAACUAUAUCCCCAUCCCAGACAUCAAGCGCCAGAUCGAUGCUGCCGCGUACACCAAGAUGAACCGUCUGCAUCUGCAUGCGACAGACUCGCAGUCCUGGCCCCUGGAGAUACCUUCUUUGCCCGACCUCGCGCGUAAAGGCGCAUACCGCCCAGAUCUAAUCUAUACCGCCGCCGACUUCGCAGACCUGCAGCGCCACGCCGCGCUCCAAGGUAUCCAGCUCAUCACCGAAAUCGACAUGCCAGGCCACACAUCCAGCAUUUGGUACUCGGCGCCCGAGCUGAUCACCGCAUACAACCAGCAACCAAACUGGGACACGUAUGCCGCGGAACCGCCGUCCGGGACCUUGAAGCUGAACUCCACCGCCGUGGGGAAGUUUCUGGAUACGCUGUUCGCAGACCUCAUGCCGCGCCUGGAGCCGUACACGGGCUACUUCCAUACCGGCGGCGACGAAGUGAAUCCCAACGCGUACACGCUGGACAACACAGUGGACUCGAGCGAUCCCGCAGUCCUGCAGCCGCUAAUGCAAGCCUUCGUGUCCGCGAACCACGAGCGCGUCCGCCAGCGCGGUCUAACACCCAUCGUCUGGGAAGAAAUGCUGUUGACCUGGAACCUCACUCUCGGCCCCGACGUCGUCGUGCAGAGCUGGCAGAGCGACGAAGCCGUCCUCCAAAUCGUGCAAUCAGGACAUAAAGCGCUAGUCGGGAACUACAAGUACUGGUACCUCGACUGUGGAAAGGGGCAGUGGCUUGAUUUCGCGCCGGGCGAGGCGAGUGCAGACGCAUGGCCGUAUCAGGACUAUUGUGCGCCGUUUCAUAACUGGAGACUAAUCUACUCGAAGGAUCCCUAUGAGGGUGUGCCGGAGGAUCUGAGGCAUUUGGUCAUUGGUGGUGAGGCGCAUAUGUGGGGUGAGCAGACGGAUGCAAUUAAUCUGGAUCCGAUGCUGUGGCCGCGCGCGGCGGCGGCGGCGGAGGUGCUAUGGAGUGGAGCGAAGGAUGCGCAAGGUCAGAAUAGGAGUCAGAUUGAAGCCAGUCCUAGGCUGAGUGAUCUGAGGGAGCGAUUGGUGGCGAAGGGCGUGCGUGCUGAGCCGGUGCGCAUGCCGUACUGCGAGAUGGAGUCAGACGGGAACAGAAGCCCACAAUGUCAGUUGGGAAUGACAUAA
Molecule: messenger RNA, 1875 nt
Organism: Didymella exigua CBS 183.55
Lineage: Eukaryota; Fungi; Ascomycota; Dothideomycetes; Pleosporales; Didymellaceae
Product: glycoside hydrolase family 20 protein
Exons: 1
Coding region: 1-1875 (624 amino acids)
Biological process (GO): carbohydrate metabolic process; glycosaminoglycan metabolic process
Cellular component (GO): membrane
Molecular function (GO): beta-N-acetylhexosaminidase activity
Source: RefSeq, a predicted model, not a curated record